GUGUUUGCAUAGUUGUUGGUGUUUUUAACGUCUUGUACUGGUUAUAUGAAAAAGAAAAACCAGGGCCAUACCCAGUAGUUGGAAGAGCACAAGACACAAUGGAGCAGCACAUCACAUGCUCUCCUUACCUCCUUAUUUAAUACUCUCACUUGCCUCUUUGCUCCCCACCUUCCUCAGUAAUUCACUCCUCUCCACCCUUAUUUCCUUCCCAUUUAACCACAUUCCCCACUCUCCAUUCAUCCUCAUCACCCUCUCCCCUCACUCAAUUCUCAAACACUCCGGAUAACUCCACACAUUGUUCGUAAUCGAUGUCACUCGCCACACUCCCCGCGGUAGUCCUGCUAUCCGUCUUCCUGCCACUACUACUCGCCAAUGCCUGCUCGCCUGCUGACCACUCUGCACUUCUCUCUUUUAAAGCCGCGUUAACCGAGCCUUACUUGGGCAUUUUCAGCUCCUGGACCGGAGACAAUUGCUGUAACCAAUGGUACGGCAUUAGCUGCGAUCCUUCAACUAACCGUGUCACCGACAUUUCCCUACGUGGUGAAUCUGAAGAUCCUAUCUUCGAGAGAGCUGGUCGAUCAGGGUACAUGACUGGUACAAUCUCCAAAUCAAUCUGCUCACUCGACCAGCUCAAUACACUCGUGAUUGCAGACUGGAAAGCGAUCUCGGGGGAAAUUCCAGGCUGUCUUACUUCCCUGCCUAAGCUGCGUAUUCUUGAUCUUAUCGGAAACAAACUCUCUGGCAAAAUUCCAGCUGAUAUCGGAAAUCUGAACAGGCUUAAGGUCCUUAAUCUAGCUGACAACGCGAUAUCAGGCUCGAUUCCAGGAUCUAUUGUUAACCUAGCUAGCCUUAUGCAUCUUGAUCUUAGUAAUAAUCAGCUAUCUGGUGAGCUUCCAGAGGAUAUCGGAAAUCUGAAAAUGAUGAGCCGAGCUUUACUCAGUAAGAACAAACUUACUGGUUCAAUCCCCUGUUCGGUUGCUAAUAUCUAUCGUCUCGCAGAUUUAGAUCUGUCAAUGAAUCAGAUAUCCGGUUCGAUACCAGCUCAACUCGGCUCAAUGCCGGUGCUUUCUACUCUUUAUCUGGAUAGUAAUCAGAUUACAGGUGAAAUUCCAGCUGGUAUAUUGAGUAAUACCGGUAUAAACAUCGUCAACCUGAGCCACAAUGCGCUCUCAGGCUACUUACCCGAUGUGUUCCACUCGAAAACCUAUUUCGCGGCAAUUGAUCUUUCGUACAAUAAUUUAAGAGGAUCGAUUCCUAAAUCGUUAUCAAAGGCAAUGUAUGUCGGACACUUGGAUUUAAGCCACAAUCAUCUCUGUGGCGUUAUUCCGAAUGGAAUACCGUUUGAUCAUCUCGACGCGUCGUCGUUUGCAGAUAAUGAUUGUAGGAUUUGAUAGUCUCAGAAGUGAAGGUGUUCUUCACUGAUGGAUUAAAGUCCAGUACUGGGGGUUUAUUUGUAAUUGUGAAUUGUAAUUUUCGCUGCUUAAUUACAUAAUUUAUAUCGUUCUUUUUUGUUGAUGAUGUGAUUGUUGAAUAUGAACUACUUAUAUGUAAGGUUUGCAAGUGAAGGGGGAACAAACAUAAAGGUUUACACAGAGAUGCAUUAUUAUACAUUGAAGAAUCAAUAAAGAUGCAAAUUUCUAUUUUA
This is a messenger RNA of Daucus carota subsp. sativus, 1645 nucleotides long. RefSeq names its product DNA damage-repair/toleration protein DRT100. Gene Ontology annotation, molecular function: protein binding. Lineage: Eukaryota; Viridiplantae; Streptophyta; Magnoliopsida; Apiales; Apiaceae. The transcript has a single exon. The record is from RefSeq and is a predicted model, not a curated record. The coding region runs from base 309 to 1391 and encodes 360 amino acids.